Molecule: messenger RNA, 2157 nt
Organism: Lasiodiplodia theobromae
Lineage: Eukaryota; Fungi; Ascomycota; Dothideomycetes; Botryosphaeriales; Botryosphaeriaceae
Product: Protein kinase
Exons: 2
Coding region: 1-2157 (718 amino acids)
Biological process (GO): intracellular signal transduction; protein phosphorylation
Cellular component (GO): cytoplasm
Molecular function (GO): ATP binding; protein serine/threonine kinase activity
Source: RefSeq, a predicted model, not a curated record
AUGGGCGAGCCCGAGAGCUUGCUUGCACUGCCUGAAGGCCCUCAGCCUUCGCUCCCCCAUCACGCCCCCGCGCCUGCGCCUGGUCAGCACUGUGUCUCGGCCGCUCAACACCCGACAUCAGCCGCUCAGCCUGCGCCGGCGACUCAAUCUCAACCGCCAGCCCGCGACGCCGGUGCGCGCGACGCGCCAGCUUUCGCAACCCCCCAGCACGCGGUUCCCUCCGCUGCGCUGCCGCGGAUCGACGCUGCGCCCGCCUAUCCACCACCAGCCCACCUGCCCGUUCACCCCGGCAGCAGGCCGCACAGCCGCUCGCCCUCCGCCGCCGGCCUGCAACUCCAGACCGACUUCUCCAAGCUGACCACCGCCUCCAGGGAGCUAUCGCGGACUCCCUCCAUCGUCAACACCCCUGCAGAGGCUUCACAGACCCCGGGAACGGCCCCCAUGGAUAUCCAACAGAACGCCAAAGGCCUCCGCUCCACCCUCUCGGCCGCCAGUCUCACCUCCUCGCUUUCUCCCAGCUCAGCCAUCUCUUCGCCCGCUCUCGGCGCCCUUGCUGACAUCACACCUCUCCCGUCUCCGCUGAUCGUGAGCGAUUCGCCCGGCCCGUGGCGCCGUGCCGCUGCCGCUCCAGGACAAGCACACCGACCGGACUCGCGUGGAUCCGCAGCUGUGUCUCGGGAGGACUCGCUCGCUAUGUUGUCGACCGGCACCCUGUCCCCCUCGAGGACCCCGUCCAGGAAGAACAAGGGAUACUCGGGCCUGAUGACGGCGGCUGUCGAGGCGCACAGCGCCAACGUGCACGCAAUAGAGAAGAACAAAGCGAACCACAGCCGCAACCGGAGUCUGAGCGAGUUCGUGCCCGAGCACCUCGUGAAUACCCGCCCAAGGACCGUCACAAUUUCUGCUGCUAACGCUGGCGCGCAGCCGACCGCUCUGGAGCAGGCAGCCUCGCAGUCGCAGUUGCGGCGCGAGGAAUACCUUGCCGCGCAGCGUGGCCUUGCUCCUGCUCCUGGAGCUGAGCCAACCCGGACGCUCCCGACGCCGCCUCCCAGCAACCGAGGCUCUAUUGAGAGUGAAGAGGAGGAAUUGAAGGAGGAAGAUGCUGGAGUAGAGUAUCUUGUGGUAAGGCACGAUUCCGGAAAGAAAAAGAUCUAUCUUCCACUCCGCCAGCUCGGUCAAGGCGCUUUCAGCAAGGUCCUCCUGGCCACAAGGGAAAAGAUUGCCCCAAAAGCAGUCCUGGACGAAUCGAAACUCAAUCCGAGGAAGCUCGUGGCUAUCAAGGUCGUCGAGCAUGGGCCGGCCGGUGGAGCAGACGAGGCACGCGUGGAAAUGACAUUGAAGCGCGAAGUGGAGGUUCUCCGGUCGAUCUGCCAUCCUUCGCUCAUCCAUCUCAAGGCCUUCGAUUUCGACGAUCAUCGCGCGCUCAUCGUCCUCAACUACUGCCCGGGCGGCGAUCUUUACGAGCUUGCAGACCGGGGACGCGAUGCGUUGACUGCACCUGUCGUGCAGCGUCUCUUCGCAGAACUGGUUGGCGCCGUACGAUACCUACACAGUGAACUCAUCGUCCACCGUGACAUCAAACUUGAGAACGUUCUUCUCAAUGUCCCCGUGUCCACCCUUCGUGAACUCUUGAAUCCUUCGCGUCACCGCACGGCUCUCAUAACCCUCACGGACCUCGGCCUCUGCCGCCGCAUUGACCCCAACAACCCGAAGCUCCAGACUCGUUGCGGAAGUGAAGAUUAUGCUGCUCCUGAGAUCCUUCUUGGCCAAGAGUACGACGGUCGUCUGACCGACGCCUGGGCCCUCGGUGUUGUGCUCUACUCGCUCAUGGAAGGCCGUUUGCCGUUUGACCCCCCACCUGGAAAAGCCCGCGGACGCAGCAGGGCGGUGCACAGAAUCGCACGUUGUGAUUGGAUGUGGUGCCAAUUUGGUGAUGAAGAUGGCGUCUGGGACCCCACGAAGCCUGGUGCCAGCGAGUGGGAAGGCGCACGGUACGUUGUUGAGGGCUUGCUGCAGAAAGUCAGUCGCGGCCGCAAGUCACUCGAUGAGAUCGAGAAGAUGGACUGGGUCGUUGGCGGAAUUGCUAUCGAAGGCGAGCUCCGACGUGCGGACGAGGAUUCGGAUGCGGAUGUUGUGAUGGGUGAUCAGCAAGCAUAG